This is a messenger RNA of Rhipicephalus sanguineus (brown dog tick), 337 nucleotides long. RefSeq lists its product as uncharacterized. NCBI's taxonomy places the organism in Eukaryota, Metazoa, Arthropoda, Arachnida, Ixodida, Ixodidae. The transcript is spliced from 3 exons. The coding region runs from base 10 to 327 and encodes 105 amino acids. The record is from RefSeq and is a predicted model, not a curated record.
CUACGAAAAAUGCAGCUAUUUCUUUACGAAAGCACGGAUGAAAGUGAACCCAUGAAAGAACUAGGCAGGGGUAAAAGAAAAAGACAGCCAAGGCUUCCAGUUGAUUAUGACGACCUGGCUGGGAACGGAACAAGCAGUGACUCCGAUGAGAGCUAUGAGCCACCAAGGCCUCCUACCCCACCGCAGCGAUGCCGUAAGUUCUCCAGAAAGCCUGAAGUAUGUUCUGCCAUGUAUGAAAAGGUUAAACAACCUUCAAAAUCUGGAACAGCAGCGUCACAGUCCCCAGGCAAGAUAUCAAUUCUUUUCAUGCAAUAUGAGCAGUUCUAAGCAAAUUUUU